UUGUAAGUUACAUAAAGACAAAUCACUCUUUGUCUUGUUGAGUUGGUUAUCCAUCUCAAUUAACAAUUUUUGCAAAGCUUCAGGAUUAAGUGACAUGGUGUGUGUGGCUGGAACUCGUCCUACUAAAGAUAUCUAAACGUUUGGCCCGUCCAGAUCCAUGGCCAACUUGAUAUUCGGGGUCGUGCGCGAACGCGACUAUCGAUCUUUUUCAUCUACUUUCAACUUGAUCAGUAAGCAGUAUUAUCCAUCAUGCUUCGUUUGACUUUCAGAAACGUACCAUGCAGAGCUAACCGCUCCAUUCCAAGCACCCUUGCAAGAUCCCUUAGUGUUUCAAAAAGAUACCUCGCCACCGACGGGUCUGUGAAAAGCUUCAUUCCUAAGGUCCAAACCUUUGGCGAUAAGACCAUUGAAAAUAACCUCAAGACUGACACCAAUAGACUCUCUAAGACAUUGGCCAAGUUCUGGGAAAAGGUGGAUACCGUCCACACUGAUGGUAAAUACGAAGUCCAAUUGGAUGGAAAGGCAUUGAGAACCCCAGCUGGGUUUCCCUUAGCAUUGCCGGAAAGUAAGAAACAAUUAGCCUACUUGGUUGCACACGAGUGGGCCAACUUGCCCAACUUGAAAAUUCAAACUAGCUCUUUACCAUUGACUUCCAUCGUUUCAAGAGCUAUUGAUUUGCAAAUGAUCAAUGAGAACAAUGACCAAGUAACUGAGGAAACUAUUGUGAAAGUGGGAAACUUGGAAGAUGUGAAAGUCAACAUGUUGAGAUACUUGGAUACCGAUACCUGUCUCAUUUUUGCUCCCAAGAGUGAAUACGAAGGUAGAUUCAGAGCCAGACAAGAUGAGUUAUACUUACCCUUGAUUGCCGAGUACGAGGAUUUCUUUACCCACUACGCAAGAAAGAACAACUUGUUACCCGAUCCUUGCUCCAAAAUUACUCUCGAAUACUUGGAUACUGAGGUUGAUGGUUUAAGAGGAAACAAGCAAACCCUCCUCACCCAGAACGUUGUGUUCCAUUGGUUAGGACAAAUCCCAGUGGCCGACUUAGUUGCCCUUGAAAAGGCCAUUUUGACAACCAAAUCGUUCCUUUGUGGUGUUUCCUUGCUCAGAUCGCACUCUACCGACCCUGAAGUGAUCGAUAACGUCUACCAAAUAAAUAAGUCCAGUCCAGACUCUCAUUUCUUCACAACCGUUGAUGAUUUGGUGGAGCUCGGAAACUUGGAGAUCAUUUUCCAAACUGCAAGAUGGGGCGAGGUGGAUGAUACCCAUGACGUUGACAAGGAAGACUGGUUGAGAAACCUUACCAGUGCUGCCAUCUUGUGCAGAUAAUUGGAUUACUUACAUACCUACAAGAUGGAUGUCCUAACCAGCAACCAAGAAAGUCAGCGAGCUCCGUACAAGAAAUAAUCACUCUGGAGAUGACAUGUAAAUAGUAUAGAAUAGGAUAGUUAGAAGGAGGUAAUAGAGAUGAAUUCCUCCGAGAUGUUGCCACGAUAGUUUUGGCCAAUUGUAGUUAUUGUCAAUAAAAG
Molecule: messenger RNA, 1529 nt
Organism: Suhomyces tanzawaensis NRRL Y-17324
Lineage: Eukaryota; Fungi; Ascomycota; Pichiomycetes; Serinales; Debaryomycetaceae
Product: ATP synthase complex assembly protein
Exons: 1
Coding region: 250-1329 (359 amino acids)
Biological process (GO): mitochondrial proton-transporting ATP synthase complex assembly
Cellular component (GO): mitochondrion
Source: RefSeq, a predicted model, not a curated record